Molecule: messenger RNA, 2760 nt
Organism: Lepisosteus oculatus (spotted gar)
Lineage: Eukaryota; Metazoa; Chordata; Actinopteri; Semionotiformes; Lepisosteidae
Source: RefSeq, a predicted model, not a curated record
GCUACCGCUCAAAGUUUUGACGUGCACCACAACUGGUUCUGUGGCUGUGCGGGGUAUAAGACGAGGGUGAGCACGCAGCAGAGACUCAGAGCUCCUCAGCGCAGCAAGAGCGAAGGGUCUGUCUGCAGGGAGACAGGACUGGAGAACUUAAAGCUCAUCAGCACUGAAGACACCUGAGAUUUUAUUUGACCUCUCCAAAUUCGAGCUCCCGGGCCGGCCGGACAGGAGCAAACCCGAACCCGAGGCCAAGGCGCGAGGAUGAACCCCAGGGCGCUCUGCCUGCACGCGCACCUGCUCCUCCUGCUGAGCCCCGUGCUGGGGGGCGCAGAGCGAGGGGGUGCGUUGGCGUGCCUGUCCGGACACGCCACCGAUAUCAGCUGCUCCUUCAACGAGACGAACGUCUGCGAUUCGAUCCGGGACUGCAACGUGACGGCCGGGGCGUGCGGACUCUUCCCCGGCUACACGCGAGUGGAGUGCCGGGUCACCUAUGAUGGUGAAGGACAAGACUGCAUUAAUGUAACCAUGGGGAAGGACUCCAAAUGUUACAACGGUGGGAAGAAAAUCGCCAGUCAAGCUGAAGGCCCCGCCUGCAUUAAAGCUGGCAGCCUGCAGUGCACACAUGUGUUUGUCCAGCAAGAUUUGGGGUGCAACCACGACGGUCAUACUGAUUUCCCAUCCUGCUCUUUUCUCCCUCAUGGGAGUGAGGGGGGAUCUCUAUCAGACUGGAGUCUUUCGGUCGGAGUGAUUGUUGGCGUGUUGGCUGUCACCAUUGUGGCUGGAGUUCUGGUACGUUUCCGAGGUCGAGGGAUCGAAUACAACACUGGGUCUGGAAAUACAGGCGACAGAAAAGGACAAGCAGUUUCUGUUUUUCCCCAGGGGGGACCUGGAAAGUUCAGUAGGGAGCGAAGAUCCACUGCAAGCUGGUGACAUGUGAAGGUCCGGACUGCCGGAGAGGCUGUUAAACUGAGACUGAGACGCUUGCUGUCCUGCAGAAUUGUUAUUCCCUGUAACUGUUCCUUUUGACAGUGUCCUGCUGUGAGUUUUCUGCUUUGUGACUGUUCCAGCACACUCCUCACAGAUGGAGAAAAUGCUGUUCUGUAUUGCCUUUCAGCCAUGUGUAUAGAAUUGAGAAACCGUCCUGCUGAGCGGGCUGAGAUCUGGGUCCACAUUCACUCCAGUGCUGAAGUGUGAAACCUCAGAGCUGUUUAAUCAAGGAACUCUGGGAAGAGAACGCGCACGGUGCGGUAUAGCCCUCUGGUGUGAGCGAGCUGUCGUGCGUGAAAGCACAGUGCGUUCGUGGGCUGCCCUCUGCUGGUAGACAGCAAGGUGGUGCAGCUGAGUAAACCGCGUAGUGAAUAACUCGGGAGCCCCGAGUCCGAAUCGCUCUUGUCUUCUGGAGCACAACCUUAGAACAGGGAGACAUUCCCCACAUACACGCACAAAGCAUCCCUCAACAGCACUUUUUUUUCUUGCUCCUGUGUUAAUGUGGAUAAUGGAGCUGUAUUUUUUAUUUUGUUUUGAUGGUUGUUGUAUUUAUUGGGUUGAACGCACAGCUUGUUGUUCCUCUCUCUGAGCACUGCGGCUGCCCGCAAUCCUGCGUCGGUUCUUACUGUUUCAGGACCUCCUGCGCCAGCAGGGGGCAGCGCAGCGUGGUGGGCACGUCUCCGGACUCACAGCAGGGGAGAUAGCGGUCCGUUUGUCAGGCUCACAUCGAAAUGCCCACCUGAACUACACCUGGACAGGGACUCUCUUCUUUAACUGGGAGAGUUAACUUAGUCUUCAGUGGGCUUAGCAGCCACCUGGAGCUUGACUGAAGCUGCUAUCUGCCCCUGGACUGAGAGCACAGCCUCAGAGCCCCACACAGCGCUGGGUCUCCUUCCUCAGUCCCUCUCGUCUGCCUUCAAUGAGACACGGGUACUUGACUCGGUCUUCUCUGUUUACUCUUGCACAAUGUCUUUGUUAAUUGAGCCUACUGAUGUUGCAAUAGUUCUUUUAUUUUUUUUGCCGUAACCGUCUGCACUGUCAGCCUCGUGUUUCAGGUGGGGGAUAACGAGGGGGAUGCGGGUGCGUUCUAUUUUACACUCGGUCUAGGGCGAGGCUCUGUGUGUCGGCGCUGGUGAUUGGACUCGCGCCCCCUCCAGGCGAGAGCAGUCACGGCCCGUCAUUCUGCACUGCACCCUGGGAACCCAUACUAGGCUCCGUUCUGCCAUCCUGACUCGGGUGAUCCGAUGGGAAGCAGCAGAGUGACUGAUCAGUGGCUGUUCACAGGACUGACCACGAGGAGCCCGGUGCAGACAGUUAAAAAACAAUGUGAAUAUGGGUCUCUGUCCUGUCAGGGGAUUUGUGAUGGUGCCCAUGCGGCUGUAUCUCAGGGAACGGCUUUGGUUGUUUGAGGCGUAGAGAUAUUCAGGAUGGAAUUAUGCGUGACAAACACGAUUGCGGAACAGGAUGUGUUACCUUUUACUGGGACUAAUUUUGUUUGCAUUCACUUUGAAAUAGGAGUGUUUCUGCUCUUGGUAUCUUCUGCAUUCUGGCUGUGUGAAGCGCCCGGGGAGAGAUCUUACUCGGAAGAAGGUGUUAGAUAUAGUAUAGAAAUAGGUGAACGUAAGGACACAAGAUUGACUCUAAUACAGUGAAAAUCUGUAAAUAAAUGAAGUGUCAAUGAGUACUGUACUCAGGGUAGCACUGUGACUUAAUUACCCUCUUCCUGUAACUGGAUAGUACCUGUUUUUUUAGUUAAUAAAGCACAUAUUACACUAA